This is a messenger RNA of Syngnathus typhle (broad-nosed pipefish), 2649 nucleotides long. It is a transcript of the gene thap11, whose product is annotated as THAP domain containing 11. The transcript has a single exon. Lineage: Eukaryota; Metazoa; Chordata; Actinopteri; Syngnathiformes; Syngnathidae. Gene Ontology annotation, molecular function: RNA polymerase II cis-regulatory region sequence-specific DNA binding. The record is from RefSeq and is a predicted model, not a curated record. Gene Ontology annotation, cellular component: nucleoplasm. Bases 313 to 1149 code for a protein of 278 amino acids. Gene Ontology annotation, biological process: regulation of transcription by RNA polymerase II.
GCCUUGACGUCGCACUCAACAAACCUAACUAAUCGGUUUCUUCUGUGGACAAAACAACAGCCUCAAAUAAAGUAAAUCUGUCGAUAUUAUUUGAGCUUCAUCUAGAUACAAUCGCAUGGAUUUAAACUCUGGUAUAACAAAAAUCUCGCCAGGUUCGCUGGAAAAUAAACAGGAAGUUGUUAGCGUUGUGGGACGUGUAGUUCCGGCUACAGGCCGCUAAAGAAGAUAUCGCGCACAAUAAAGAAAGUGCAAUAAAAGCGUCGUAAUUCGACGCGCAGAUAGAUUUUGUGGGCUAUAGGCGUUGGUGUUACCAUGCCUGGAUUUACCUGCUGCGUUCCCGGAUGCUACAGCAAUUCGCAUCGUGACCGGGACCUGCGCUUUUACACGUUUCCGAAGGACACCACACUCCGAGAGCUGUGGCUGAGGAACAUCUCCCGGGCCGGGGUCAGCGGUUGUUUCAGCACCUUCCAGCCCACGACGGGGCACCGGGUUUGCAGCGUGCACUUUGUGGGCGGCAGAAAAACCUACAGCAUCCGAGUGCCGUCGCUUUUCCCGCUGAGGGGUGUGAACGAGCGCAGAAGUCGACGGGGCAGAGGUAAGAAGCUGACCACGACGGCGGCUGCAGCCCCCGCCGGAACGACCUCCGGAGCCACCACCGGGGUCGUCAUCAACACCGUGCUGGGGAACACGGCCGAGGGCGGCGAGGCCAAUGCCGGCGGCGAGGCCAGCGACGACAGCAUCACGGUGGUGCAGAUUGGCCAAAACGGGGAGUAUCUAGGCAUGGCGCGACUACCCGUUGCGACGGAUGCGCCGUUCACUACCCCUGUCGGCGCUUCCAUCGAACUCACCAUAGACGUGGAUGACUCCUCGGCGGAUGCGAAGCAGAUGGUCGCGCAAUGCAUCAACCUGACAGGCAACCCGCUGGACCACUCGUACUCGCUGACCACCGGCACCACUUCGGCCGAGCUGCUGCGCAAACUCAACGAACAGCGGGACAUCAUCGCCCUGAUGGAGGUGAAGAUGAAGGAAAUGAAAGCCACCAUCCGCCAGCUUCGGGUGAUGGAGGCUAAACUGCAGGAGGAGGUGCGGGAGCGGGACCGGCUACUGGGCGGCCACCCGGUGCCUCUGAACGUCAACAAGAAAAUCUAGCGCCAGAGACAAACAAGAGGGUGCAGGGGAACUGAGGGACAUUCAGCCUUUGUGCAAAAAUGUAUUUUCAAUAACUUCAAAGCGGAUUUUCACAGCCCUGAUUGUGUACAAAUAAAUACAUUUAUCUGUAGUUCUGUUAUCUGUAGUGUCAGAUCGAACGCCGUUUGAGCAUUUUAUUCGAUAUCUAUAUAGUAUAUAUAGUUGAAGGUUCUGCAGACUAGGACGACAACUGUAAGACAUUUCUGCACACUAACAGGCUAAUUCAGAACCACUACAUGUUACUCUUGAAACAAAACUGCACUCGUUGACAUUUUGUGCUACUAGAACUACUGCUAAAGACUAAAUCUAACUCAUUUCACAAUAUCGCAUACCAAGGACUUCACAUUUAUUCAAUAGUCUUUAACAAUUGUUUUUGCAUUUACUGCCUUGGUCUACUGCUUGACCUACAUUUUGGUUCCACUAAUUAAGUCCAAUAGGCUACUUAGUACAUGACACAUACAUACUAGAUGGGCCUAGUGGUGUUACUAGUUAAGCACAGUUGGUUACUAGUAAGGUUUAGUUGCUUACUAAUAGGCCAAGAGGCACUAGUAGUGGAAAAAUCAUCACAGUUGUUUUACUAGUGUGCUGAACUGUCCUAAUAGUAUAUGAACCUUAAGUUGGGCAACAAGAAUAUCGAAUAAAUGCUUAAAGAGCUUUCUAUGUAGAGUGUAUCUUAAACAGCAGUUUCAUCCAGUUUACAGUCAUAGCCUUGCAAGUUAGACCAAGUUAAUUAGAGUUGGAAGGAAUAUUUUCAGUCCACGAUGUCCAUUUUGUUGUGAGUGAAUGGAAAUUAGAAGUGCCCAAUGGCAGAUUAUAUACUAAACUGAGAAAUAUUGUUGGGAAAACACUUGUAGGAGGUGUUUAGACAGGCUUAAAAAAUAAAAUUAAAAAAAUCAGCUCAAUGCCCAAAUGUGAAAUUUGGUUCUAUCUCGGGACUAUUACAUUGCAUCUUUUUUUAAAUGCCUUAGUGUUGAUCUGUUGGACUGUACAUAAUCAGAUGCUAAAAAGACAGACAUAAAUGUAUUACAACAAUGUGUUUGAUUGAUAAAGUACUCUACAGCAUUUACAAUAUUAUUCUUCGACCCAAUGAAAUUGGACUAUUUGGCAAACCCUGCCUUAAAGCAACGAAUAAAUACCAGAAUCCCCUUUUUCUUUUGUUUUCUGUUUGUGAUAUAAUUCAUUUCUGUUUAUGAUAUAAAUAUACAGUAGAAAAAAAUGCUUGUCCAGAUGCCUUUUGCAUUAACCGUUUCCAUUUCCGAUAUCAGGACUACUACGCACGAAAGUUGCAACAUGCUAACAUUCUGCUUUUGUCUUUUAUUGGCCCUGUUAAUGGUAAGGUGUUUCUCAACUCGCAGUUUUAUUAGCGGCUGCAUCAACAAGUGCUUUACGCACAAUGUGUUACCUACAGACAUUUCUGUUCUUUGGACUGAUGAUUGAGUCAUUAAAUAGCAUUUUGAAGUA